UGUUACAUGACUCCGCCCCCAGCUUCCAUUUCUGAACGGAGGGACGCUCGCGCUCUCUGUACUCCUCUCUUUUUAUACACAUUAAGUAAAUAAACUCGGGACUCUGUCUAAACCAGGAGCUCUGCGUGGAGGAAGGGAAUAAAUAGAAGUAGUAGUGAGUCUCGGUAUGCUGUUUGAGUAGUGUCUGAAGCUGUAGGAACCAUUUAAUCACCAUUUUAACUUCACUAAGCGUCUCCUGCCCGCCGCCCCGCUCCCUGAGUCUGACCCCCCUGUGAGAGAGGAAGGGCCUGCAGCGGCGGUUAGGCCACGAGGCGAGCUGGUACACUCGGAUCAGGGCCAUGGCGGAGUUCGGUAACGGACUGGCGGAGGAAUCCCUACUAGAUUCAGAUCCCGGACAUCCCGAGCUGGAAGACCCGGGUGUCGGUGACGAAGAACCGGGAUUAGAAGAGGGAGAGGCCUCGAUUGAAGACCCGGAGCUGGAGGCAAUCAAAGCACGGGUCAGAGAGAUGGAGGAAGAGGCAGAGAAGCUGAAGGAGCUCCAGAACGAGGUGGAGAAACAGAUGAAUCUCAGCCCCCCACCAGUCGGGCCUGUCAUCAUGUCCAUUGAGGAGAAGAUGGAGGCAGAUGGCAGGUCAAUUUAUGUUGGGAAUGUGGACUACGGUGCCACGGCGGAGGAGCUGGAGGCUCAUUUUCACGGCUGUGGCUCAGUAAACAGAGUUACCAUCCUUUGUGACAAAUACACAGGGCAUCCCAAAGGGUUUGCCUACAUAGAGUUUGCAGACAAAGAGUCUGUGAGGACAGCCAUGGCUUUGGACGAGUCUCUCUUCAGAGGCAGGCAGAUAAAGGUGGGCGCUAAGAGAACAAACAGACCAGGCAUCAGCACCACAGACCGCGGCUUCCCACGGGCUCGGUUCCGGUCACGGGGAGGAAGCUUUUCAUCGCGUGCACGCUACUACAGUGGCUACACACCGCCAAGAGGCAGAGGACGGGCCUUCAGGUUUCAGGACCAGUGGAGGCUGACGACCCCUCCCCAGGUGGCGCCGGCCCCCCCCACUGUCUCCGCAGCGUCUCUCUCUCUCUCUGCUCCCGCUAUGCACACUCACCCCAUCCUGUCCGUGUGGGGGGGCGGGGGAGGGGGGCAGGGUGACCACAGGCCUGCUGCAGGGGGCAUUUACUACAACAGCAAACGCUGAUGAUGCUUUUAGUCCCCUUCACACCUCAACUCACUCACACAUGGAUGACACACACACACACACAUACACGCAUACACACAUACACACGCAUACACACGCACAUACACGCAUACACACGCACACACAUACACAUACAUGUUCAACACACACAUGUUCAACACACACCACAGCACAUUGCAGUACAGGCAGCACUUAACAGGCAGCCAACCCAACACAUAAUUUAUAUACGGAGCUGAAGACAGCUUAGCGGAGAGGCAGGCAAGUUUGUGUGAGAGUGAGGAGGCAGGACCAGAGACCAGUGUUUUUUGGGGUGCUCAGUACGGAACUUAAGGCGCCCCGUUCUCUGACAACGUGCAGUGAAGUCACGGCUUGUCUGAGGAAGGCAGACGAGCUAACGGCAUUGAUUAUUAAUUUAAUACAUGGAGUGUGCGGGAGCUGAUGUUUUAGGGCUGGGGAAGUCAGGUGUGGGGUUUGUGUGGAGCCUUUUUUUUUCUUUUUUUGAAAGGGGGAGUGGGUUUGAACAAAUGUUUUGCUUUUUUAAUUUUUAUUUUUAACCCAUGAGUCUGUAAUUAGGGAAAAAAAAAAUAAAGACAUUGUGUAAAAAUGA
Notolabrus celidotus (New Zealand spotty) is the source of this 1800-nucleotide messenger RNA. It is a transcript of the gene pabpn1, whose product is annotated as poly(A) binding protein, nuclear 1. Gene Ontology annotation, molecular function: RNA binding. The coding region runs from base 339 to 1193 and encodes 284 amino acids. The transcript is spliced from 7 exons. NCBI's taxonomy places the organism in Eukaryota, Metazoa, Chordata, Actinopteri, Labriformes, Labridae. The record is from RefSeq and is a predicted model, not a curated record.